Messenger RNA from Penicillium atrosanguineum, 1182 nucleotides. RefSeq names its product class I SAM-dependent methyltransferase. Lineage: Eukaryota; Fungi; Ascomycota; Eurotiomycetes; Eurotiales; Aspergillaceae. The coding region runs from base 1 to 1182 and encodes 393 amino acids. The transcript has a single exon. Gene Ontology annotation, molecular function: methyltransferase activity. The record is from RefSeq and is a predicted model, not a curated record.
AUGUCCGCAGCAACAUCUUCAUUCGCCGGCCCCUCGGCCUCCGGCUCGGAUAUUCACUCCAAUCUCAGCUCGAAUUUUGCCGUGGCCUCCUCCUCGUCCUUGAGCUCCUUGACGGACUACAAUACCUACCCACUCGCGCGAUAUGGCGACCGCACCUACCUUCGCGACCCGGAAAACACAUAUCCUCUACCAUGCGACCUGCUCGAGAUCCACCGCCAGAGCCUACGCACCAUGAUGCUGCUGCGCGUCUUUGGCGGCCCGUUUUGCAACCCCCACUCGGCCAACCAACUGCCCAAGCGCGUCCUGGAGAUCGCCUGCGGGUCAGGUUUGUGGUCCGGCCUGUGCCACGAGCAUUUUGUCCGCCGUGGUCAUCCAAACGUUUCUUUCGUCGGCAUCGAUGUGGUAUCCCUCGCGCCGGAAUUGCGCAAGCAAGGAAUGAACUGGCAAUUCAAACGACAUGACCUACGAAAGCCUCGUCUACCUUUCCCCGAUGAUUAUUUCGACCUUGUUUUUAUUAAAGAUGCGGGCCUAUGCCCCUCCAGCCCUGCGCAACAGGCCUCGGGCUUAAGUGAACCCCUCCGGGUCUUGAAAUCCGGAGGAAUUCUCGAGGUGUGGGACUCGGACUGGGUGUUCCGAUCACUCCUCCCUAACCCAGCACCGGCUCGAAUGACCUCCACGAAAGACCAAGAGAUCGCCGAAUCGACCGCCACAUACACAUUCUCCUCCGCCACACCCUUCACCAUGGCUCAGAACAAGUUCCUCGUCGACUACAACUCCUGGGUCGAAAAGUCAUUUGACCGGCGCAAACUCACAUCUUUACCAUGCGCCACCAUUGGCCUGUCCUUUAAUUCCGAGGUGGAUAUCCUCGAGAACGUGGACAGUCGCCGCAUUGCAAUUCCACUCGGUGACAUGCGAUGGGAGCGAGAAGGAACCGGCAAAGACUCCAAGGGUCGUGCACGCAAGGCACUGACCCCAGAACAGGCUUCUCUCCGAAGGACGGCCUUGAUAACGGUCAUCCAGAUGAUCGAGGGGCUAGAACCCUUGCUUAUGGAGGCCAGUGGGAAGGGUCGCGACGAGUGGGAUCGCUGGUGGGCGGCAAUGACCGCCGACCUUUUCCAAAAGGGCAGUCUCGCCAGUGGCGAGUGUCUCGAAGUAAGUGCCUGGUGGGGUCGAAAGAAAUGA